UCAUGUGACAUUUUAAACCGGAACUGAAUAGUAAAAACAAUAUAGCGGUUUAACACGAAUCAAGUCGCUCGUAAAUAUCAUUUAGUGUAUUUUUUUUCUCAAGUGCUGAGAGAUUUCUAAAGAACACAAAGGAAAACAUUGCAGAAAACGUGCAGCAAUACGAAGCUGGCUCCUCCACUGUCUGUCACGAUGCCCGCUCUACUGGAGAGACCAAAGCUGUCCAAUGCGAUGGCCAGAGCCCUGCAUAAACAUAUCAUGAAAGAGAGAGAGAGAAAAAGACAAGAGGAGGAAGAAGUGGAUAAGAUGAUGGAACAGAAAAUGAAAGAGGAGGAGGAAAGGAAACGAACUAAAGAAAUUGAGGAACGAAUGUCUUUGGAAGAGACUAAAGAACAGGUUCAAAAAAUGGGUGAAAAAUUGCAGGUGUUGCAAGAGGAGAAACAUCAGCUCUUCUUACAGCUUAAAAAAGUCCUUCAUGAGGAGGAAAAGCGUCGCAGAAAGGAGCAAAGUGAUAUUACAACACUGCCUUCAGCCAGUUAUCAGUCCAGCUUACCUCUGCACUCAGGACAGCAUCUACUCAGCAUACAAGGAAGUCCAGUGAGUCACAAUAGAGCCAGUGCUUUGUUAGGGGAGCGCAGUAAACAGUUGUUUCAAACACCUCUGAUGCCUAGUCAUCAAUUCUCCAGUCAGCCAGGUUUCCUCCCUGGAUCCUCGGAGCAUGGGCAGUUCUCAAGUAGCGCUGCUGUCCAUGAGCCAUUUGCAGUCACCCAGGCCCAGCACCACACCUCUUACGGACAUGCUGCUUCUGUGCCCAUCAGCUUUGCAGGCACCACCCAGAUCAGAAGUGCAUCACCUUUCCAGAGCAUGCCAUUCCUGCCCCACCAGCCACAGGGUUAUGCUGUCCACAGCCAUUUCACUGCCCAGCCAGGAUUCAUCCCUACUGCUAGUAUCCCCCUUCAGAAACAGCUUGAACAUGCUAAUCAGCAGUCUGGCUUUACUGACUCUGCUGCUCUUAGACCCAUGCAUCCACAGGCUUUACAUGUGAGUGCAGCUGGUUUAAUGUCCACUCCAUCCAUGGCUGUCCAGAUCCCUACUGCCAAGGCUCCAUUCCAGAGUUCACCUCAGCAAGCAUCACGUCACGCCUUCGUCCCUCACGCUCAGGCUGGACAGAGAUUCUUCCACCAUGGAAAACCACAUUAACUACUAAAAGUAUGACCACGACAAGGUGCCAGGUUACAGAAAACUCUUUUGAAACCCAGUAAAUUUGAAUUUGCUUUUUUAACAUUGUAAUAAAUGUCCCAUGCAGUAAAUAUAGUUGGAUUAAAUCAUCAUUGAUUUUAAACAAUAAGGUAUGGUUUUACACUCGAUGAAUCUGUGAAAAGAUUUGUUGAUGUUGGCUAAGUUAUGAUGUUAAGAGCAAGGAGGUACUUUACGUCAGAGGAUUGAUGUCCAGAAAACGACUGAAAAUAAAGAGCAAACAGUUGAAUAAGCUACGCUUUCCCCACAAUACCCUUGUGAACCUUUUUUUUUUUUUUUUUUUACUGAAAUUUAACAAGAUUUGUCUGUGUAUUUUAACUUUUUAUAGUAAGUCUGACAUGUUAGAAAUGCAGUUUAAUAGAUGUUAGAUCUGUAAGAUAUGUUCUACAUUACAUGAAGAAUACUUUCUCAAAUAACGGUUGUUUGGUCUUUUAAUACCUUUUUCUUGGAGUUUGCCAGCAGCAGCUAUGCCACUGUGGUUAAUAUAUUACAUCAUGAAUGAGCCAAAACACAUCACAAAUUGAAAUAAAAACAAGAUUUAUAUGUGCUCUUUUUUUUAAUAUUGGCUGGGUUGUCUUGCUAGAAUACAAAUUUCUGUUUAUUUCCAUUUCAUUUUUGAAUCACAAUCUCGCAAAACAAAAACUUAACAUUACUCG
Molecule: messenger RNA, 1910 nt
Organism: Megalobrama amblycephala (Wuchang bream)
Lineage: Eukaryota; Metazoa; Chordata; Actinopteri; Cypriniformes; Xenocyprididae
Product: G protein pathway suppressor 2-like
Exons: 11
Coding region: 190-1197 (335 amino acids)
Biological process (GO): regulation of transcription by RNA polymerase II
Cellular component (GO): transcription regulator complex
Molecular function (GO): transcription coregulator activity
Source: RefSeq, a predicted model, not a curated record